CUCCCCAUGUUCCUGAGGAGAAAGCCGCCGGCCCCCUACUUGCUCGAGGAGCUCCAGCAAACAUACGCCGACGCCACCGCAACGUCCCUCCAGAACCUCCAGCUCGAGGACCGCGGCCAGCUCGCCGACGCGCUCCGCGGCUGGAAGGCCUUGCACACGCUGUUGCUCUACAAGGUGGACGUGUUCGAGCGCAAGGCCCCCAAAACGUCGCCCGACGAGGCCGCCGUGCUCGCGGAUUUGCGCGCCGUCCGCGACGAGAACGUCAGGCACUUGGUGCGCCUCCAGCUACGGCUCGACGAGCAGCAGCGCAGGGGCGCGCCGCCGGCGGCGCCGCGGGCGGCGGCCCACAAAAUGAGCAUCCCGUCCCUCCGCCCCGGCAACCCGCAGGGCCGCUCGUUCAACGGCGCCGCGCCGCGCCCGAUGGCCAGGUCGCUCCGCGCGGGCUACCACAUGUCGCCGCAGAACAGGGACACGGUGCAGGCCGCGGCCACCGUGUCGUGGACACGGCCCAAGGCGCCCCCCGGCCCCGACGUUUUCCAGGACUUCGACCAGACGGAGAUGUCGCUGGUGCGGUACGAGCGGCUCAACUCCGUGGGCUCCGCGGGCUCCGCGGGCUCGCCCUCCGCGUCGCCGGAGCCGGCCAACUUGAUUGACCUCGACGGCGCGGUGCACCGCUCGCUCGAGGACCUUGCGCCCGGGCGAAAGCGGACCCCGCCGCCCGUCCCGCCCAAGCGCGGCGCCAUGCGGGCCGCGGCCCCGGCCGCCAACGGCGACUCGCUCGCGCGGCCGGCCUCGAAGCCUGCGUCCCGGUCCACGUCCGACAUCCCGGAGCCGAAGAAGUACGUCUACAAGCAGCCGCAGCCGCUCAACAUCCCCAAGAUGAUGCAGCAGAGCGGCGCGCGGGGCCGGGCCAAGGCCCCGUCCAGCAACACGGCCAAGGCCCCGUCCAGCAGCACGGCCAAGAAGCCUGCCGCGGCCGCCAGCCAGCCGCCAAAGGCGCCGCCCGCGGACGAGGCGCGCCGCACGCCGGCCAAGAAAUCCAACAUCACAUACAACUACAAGCCGAUAGCCAAGGCGCGGCCGGCUGCCGCCAAAGCCAAGCCGGCCCCGGACAGGCCCAGGGCACCCGCGGCGCAGACACUGCCGCCGACGCCCACGUCGCCGUACAUGAACAACAUCAUCAGCGACUACGAGUCCGACGACGAGCCCUUCGCCGCGCCCGAGCCCGCGCCGCCCUCGGGCGACAUGUCCGCCGAGGAGCAGGCGGCGCUCAUCGGCUCCAUCCGCGGCAUUGACGAGGUUUCCGCGCACCAGAUCCUCAACGACAUCGUCGUGCGCGGCGACGAGGUCCACUGGGACGACAUCGUGGGGCUUGACGCGGCCAAGAACUCGCUCAAGGAAGCCGUCGUGUACCCCUUCUUGCGCCCCGACUUGUUCCGCGGGCUCCGCGAGCCCACGCGGGGCAUGCUUUUGUUCGGGCCCCCGGGCACCGGCAAGACGAUGCUCGCGCGCGCCGUGGCCACCGAGUCCAAGUCGACAUUCUUCUCCAUCAGCUCCUCGUCCUUGACCUCCAAGUACUUGGGCGAGAGCGAGAAGCUAGUCAAGGCCUUGUUCCUCUUGGCCAAGAAGCUCAGCCCGUCGAUCGUCUUCAUCGACGAGAUCGACUCGUUGUUGGGCACUAGAAACGACGGCGAGGUCGAGAGCAUGCGCAGGAUCAAGAACGAGUUCUUGGUCCAGUGGUCCGAGCUCUCGUCCGCCGCGGCCGGGCGUGACUCCACCGAUGGCGACGUCAGCAGGGUGCUCAUUCUCGGCGCGACAAACUUGCCGUGGGGCAUCGAUGAAGCCGCCCGCAGAAGAUUCGCCAAGAGGGUGUACAUUCCUCUUCCCGAAGACGAGACGAGAAAACUACAGAUCUCGAAACUUUUGGCCUACCAGAACCACACGUUGCUGGAGGAGGACUUCCACACGCUCAUCGACCUCACCAAAGGCUUCAGUGGCAGCGAUAUCACGCUUCUCGCCAAAGACAGUGCCAUGGGCCCGUUGCGGUCCUUGGGCGACAAGCUCUUGAGCACCCCGACGGAAGAGAUCAGGCCGAUCCAGCUCGAGGAUUUCGUCGAGAGUUUGAACUACAUCCGGCCGUCUGUGUCCAGCGAGGGCUUGAGCGAAUACGAGAACUGGUCAGCGAAAUUCGGCUCUUCCGGGGCGUGA
Messenger RNA from Metschnikowia bicuspidata var. bicuspidata NRRL YB-4993, 2208 nucleotides. RefSeq names its product putative AAA family ATPase (gene YTA6). The annotation marks the transcript as partial. Gene Ontology annotation, molecular function: ATP hydrolysis activity; ATP binding. NCBI's taxonomy places the organism in Eukaryota, Fungi, Ascomycota, Pichiomycetes, Serinales, Metschnikowiaceae. The transcript has a single exon. The record is from RefSeq and is a predicted model, not a curated record.